UAUCGUAAUUGUUUCAUUGUACAGAUUGAGCUAGCUCGUAGCAUGGUCAUUCGAACUCUGGGUGCCUCUUAGGCGACGCCUCACGUUUCAAGUUAUGAUAUAUCGGUGCUAACAAAGCAAAAUGGGGGAGUCAGGGGAGGUGAGCGAGAUGGUGCAUAGAAUGCAAACGUUCUCCUGGGUGGACUAUGUGGUGUUUGUGUUCAUGUUGGCCAUCAGUGCGGUUGUGGGAGUGUACUGGGGUUUCAUGAAGAAGCAGACCACGCAGAAUGAUUACCUUCUCGGCGGUAGGAACAUGAAGGUAGUUCCGGUUGCUAUGUCCCUCGUAGCAAGUUUUGUGUCUGGAAUAACUUUGUUGGGUUCCCCUACCGAGGUUUACAUGUACGGCACCCAGUACGCAUUCAUAAUGGGAGGAAUAUUCCUCAUGUCCUUCGUUAUGACGCAAGUUUAUUUGCCUGUUUUUCACGAGCUGAAGAUUACGUCUAAUUACGAGUACUUAUCGAUGAGAUUUGAUAACAGGGUGCGACUUUUUGGAUCGAUUUUAUUUGCAUUUACUUUGAUAGGCUGGCUGCCAAUAGUAAUUUAUGUUCCAGCUUUGGCUUUUAAUCAAGUUACUGGAGUGGAUAUUCAUGUAAUAACACCCAUUGUGUGUAUCGUCUGCAUAUUUUAUACCAGUGCUGGUGGUCUCCAAGCCGUGGUAUGGACAGACGUGAUCCAAAUCACAGCCAUGUUCGGUGCCAUGGCUUUAGUGGCCAUCAAAGGAACCAUUGAUGUUGGGGGCAUAGGGGUCGUGUGGCAACGGAAUAUGGAUAGCGAUCGAAUAGAGCUUCCCAACUGGGAUCCGAACCCAAUGGCCAGGCAUACGAUCUGGAGUUUGGUGGUGGGAGGACUGGUGUACUGGCUCCAGGCGAAUUCAGUCAACCAGACGAUGGUGCAACGGUAUCUCGCAUUGCCGACGCUUCGUGGGGCCAAAUGUGCUGUGAUCCUGUUCUGCAUUGGCAUAUCAAUAUUGUACUGCUUCUGUCUAUACUGUGGCUUAUUGAUCUACGCCCGAUUUUACGACUGCGACCCAUUGCAGACAAAGCUAGCCAAAGCUAAAGAUCAGCUUUUACCGCUGCUCGUAAUGGAUGUACUAGGUGAAAUUCCUGGUCUACCUGGUGUCUUUGUGGCUGGAAUCUUCAGUGCUGCGUUGAGUUCCCUAUCAACAAGUUUGAACUCCAUGUCAGCUGUUGUGUUAGAGGACUUCUACAAGCCGUUCUUCAAGAAAGAAUUAUCUGAUCGUCAAGCCAACUGGCUCAUGAGAGGCGUCGUUGUACUCCUAGGCACACUUUGUGUAGGGCUAGUGUUCAUAGUAGAGAAAAUGGGAACAAUACUGCAACUGACCAUGACCCUAGAGGCAAUGACAAUGGGCCCGCAGCUCGGGGUCUUUACCAUGGGCAUAUUGAUGCCUUGGGUCGAUGCCACUGGUGCCUUAGUGGGCGGGGUAAGUGGCUUAGCGACCAUGUCUUGGUGGUGUCUCACCGCACAGAUGGCCAUCGCUCGGGGUCGCAUCACCCAUCCACAUAAGGACCUCACUGUAUCAGGCUGCCAGUACAACUUCACUGUCAGUGAUGCUGUACCUCCAUCUCCGGAUGCAAACGAUGACGUAAAUCCGUUACUGAGAGUGUCCUACAUGUGGUACACUCUAGCGGGGGCAGUGGUCACGAUAUGCGUCGGGGCAGCUGUGUCCCGCCUGAACCGAGUUCGGGGCAAAGCAUACGUGCCUCCCGCGCCCAAACUCCUAGCGCCACAGUUGAGGCGGUUGUACAGAGAACCUCCACACCCUUCUGAGGAGCCUUAUAUUAGGGCUUAUGGACAAAACAAAGAAGCCUGCCAAGUUAAUGCUACCUCAAUAAAUAUGAAGCCAAUAAAUGAAUGCCAAGAGAUAAGCUGAGUUAUAGAUCUAAACACUAGAGUAUCACUAUUUGUUUAUUUUUUAGAAAAAUACACAAUAAACAUGACGUGUUUUGA
This is a messenger RNA of Ostrinia nubilalis (European corn borer), 2007 nucleotides long. Its product is annotated as sodium-coupled monocarboxylate transporter 1-like. Gene Ontology annotation, molecular function: symporter activity. Gene Ontology annotation, cellular component: membrane. The transcript has 14 exons. The record is from RefSeq and is a predicted model, not a curated record. Lineage: Eukaryota; Metazoa; Arthropoda; Insecta; Lepidoptera; Crambidae. Gene Ontology annotation, biological process: transmembrane transport; sodium ion transport. The coding region runs from base 122 to 1930 and encodes 602 amino acids.